AAAUGAGCGUCUAUGAGAAGAGGGAUGAGAGGGUUUCUGUUUAAAGACCAGGGUCCUCAGUUUCCAGCUGUUUGUACAUGAAGAGCGAUGCUUCCAUGACAGCUCCUGUUACAUUUAGUGGGAAAUCAGAGCCCGACAAUCCAAGAUUAUCUGGCUGUAUGGUGACACAGGAUUACUGUUCUUAUCUGGCUUCAGCUCUGAAUUCAAACCCCUUACACCUGAAAGAACUGGAUCUAAGCUACAACCACCAUGGAGAUACAGGAGUGACACUGCUCUCUGCUAGACUGCAGGAUCCAAACUGCAAACUAGAGAAACACAAAUGCCUGUGAUCUUACAAUGGAUCCAAACACAGCAAACCCACGUCUUAGUCUCUCUGAAGGGAACAGAAAGGUGGCGCAUAUUAAAGAGAUACAGCCAUACCCUGAUCAUCCAGAGAGAUUUAAUCGGCAAGAACAGGUUCUGUGUAAAAAGAGUCUGUCUGGACGCUGUUACUGGGAGGUUGAAUGGAGAGGUUGGAGUAACAUAGCAGUGACAUAUAAAAGCAUCAACAGGAAAGAGGGGACUAACUGUAGGUUUGGGAUGAACGAGUGUUCCUGGAGUCUUUUAAUAAAAAUAAAAAAUAAUAAAAUAAAUUGAUCAAUUGUCACACAUUAUACAUACAUUUCUGCAUAUACAUAGUGAAAUUAUUUAUUUUUCACAUAUCCCAGCUAAGCUGGGGUCAGAGUGCAGGGUCAGCCAUGAUACGGCACCCCUGGAGCAGAUAGGUUCAAGGGCCUUGCUCAAGGGCCCAACAGUGGUGUCUUGGUGGCGAUGGGGCUUGAACCCCUGACCACUGCCCUUUUAUGCAAUGCUGAUGUGUACAUUGCCUGGUAAGGUUCUAAAAACACAGACAUACCUUUCUGUACACCCCCCUCGAACAGAAUUGGAGUGUAUUUAGACUGGGCGGGUGGCAAUCUGUCCUUCUACAGCAUCUCUGACUCAGACACACUCACGCACAUAUAUACAUUCCACGCCACGUUCACUUAGCCCCUAUAUGCUGGAUUUUGGGUAUAUGAUGCCUCUGUGUCUCUGUGCCCGAAGGAACAACUUUCAGUGAUGAACAGAAGGGAAAUUUCACACACUGAAAAAAGUAUUUAACUCACUAGGAUACUCAAACACAACAACUAAGUAAAAUGCAAUGCUUUUUAGCCCUUAAAGGUGCAUUGCGUAAUUUCUGCGUACUGAGUGGCAUCAAACGAAAAUUGCAAAAAUAAUAAUAGUUUACGAACAGUUUAUCCCAAAACUCCUACCACCCCUUCAGCUAACCAUUUUUGGGGCAUGUAGCCUUGCCCUAAACUCAUGCUAUUGUUUGAGAUAGAUAUUGACACGUCAUACCACUUAAACAAAGUGUUGAGCAAUGGUGCUUACGCUUUUCAGUUAGUAAACCUAUGAAUGACUUCUAGCACUUUGCAAGGCUGUAACUACAUAUUUGGGAUUGGGUAAUAGUUUGAGAAUCAGCUAUUGAAAAGCCCAUACAUGUUCACCAAUAAUCUAAAUAUGUGGGUGGACCCUGUUUUUUUUGGCGUUGUUCCUGUAUUUUUACUUUUGUAAUGCUGUGUAUGCUAUUGGUAUUUCUGUAUUUUAUUUAACACUGUUUUGUUUGACCACAGCUAUGCUGCAACACUUUGUCAAAACUAAUGUACCAUUAUUUUCCA
Messenger RNA from Xyrauchen texanus (razorback sucker), 1694 nucleotides. RefSeq names its product NACHT, LRR and PYD domains-containing protein 9-like. The record is from RefSeq and is a predicted model, not a curated record. The transcript has 3 exons. Lineage: Eukaryota; Metazoa; Chordata; Actinopteri; Cypriniformes; Catostomidae. The coding region runs from base 78 to 329 and encodes 83 amino acids.